ACUGUGUUCUAGCAGCCCAAGAGGUGUGGCCUUAUCGCUCAUCGCUUGCUUGCCCUGUACCUUCGCCCCCAGCCUCACAGCUGACCACACCCCAGAAUCCAGCACGGUGCGUCAGACAAGGUGGGUACCUGGUGGGAAAAGGUGCGAGGCAGCCAGGCCAAGACGGGUGAAGGCUGCAAGGCCAGAGCUGAGAAUCAGUGCGUCCCCAAACGCAACCAUUGGGUGCAGCUUUUCCUGGGUCCUCUCCGGCAGCCAAGCCUUUUGUACCAAGCGCUGCCAAAAGCUGGACACGCAACUCCAGCCAGAGGCUGGGCUGGGUGAGCAGGGCCAGCGCGCGGCGAGCCGGUCCUGGGACAGCAGGACGACAGGGUUUUAGCCACCUGGUGAGUCCCACGUCUCAACCCGGAGCACACAGACAAUACAGACGUUUAGGGGCAGACCAUAGCCUGGGACGCGAGCGGGGUACAGGAUACCAAGCAAAAUGGAUGAUGCAAAAAACCCUUCUGAGGUUCUUCCCCUGGAUUCAGCCACCCCAGCUUCAGGGAACCCUGAUCCAGAAGCCCCAGGUUCUGCUGACGUAGGCUCAGCUAACCCGACGGCAGAGACCCAUGAGAACCCCCGACAGCCUGAGGCGUCUGGUUCCAGCCUCCCCAAGAAGACCAAGCCAUCGGGCAGCCUGACCUCCAAACCAUCCAGCUCGCCUGGCGCCAAGCUGUCCAAACCACCGAGUCAAGGACUCUCCAAGCUCAUCCUGGAGGCCGUGGCCACCUCCAAGAAGCGCACCGGCCUUUCCCUGCAGGCUCUCAAGAGGAUCAUCGCGGCCACGGGCUACGACGUGGCCAAGAAGAAGACCCACUUCAAGAGAGUGCUGUUGAGCCUGGUGACCAAAGGGCUCCUGCAGAAGCUGAAAGGCACCGGGGCCUCCGGCUCCUUUGGGAUCGGCAAGGAGAUGGCCAAGAAGAUGAGCGCCGGGCACAAGAAGAAAAAGGCCCCCAAGAAAAGAGGGAGGCCCCUCAAGGUCGGCGUCGCAGCAACAAGCCUGGCCGAAAGAGGGCAGCUGCUGACGAUGGAUCUUCUAAGGAAGCCAAGCGGCCGGCCAGCCACGCUGGGCAGCAGCCAGCCAACGCCUGAGGGAUAGACCCUCCCCUACCACAGGUUGGCCCCUGCGAGAAAUAAAAUGGUGGUUGUAUUUAAACACU
Mauremys reevesii (Reeves's turtle) is the source of this 1199-nucleotide messenger RNA. Its product is annotated as histone H1B-like. Bases 482 to 1138 code for a protein of 218 amino acids. Gene Ontology annotation, cellular component: nucleosome. Gene Ontology annotation, molecular function: DNA binding. Gene Ontology annotation, biological process: nucleosome assembly. The transcript has a single exon. The record is from RefSeq and is a predicted model, not a curated record. NCBI's taxonomy places the organism in Eukaryota, Metazoa, Chordata, Testudines, Geoemydidae.